Podarcis raffonei (Aeolian wall lizard) is the source of this 2553-nucleotide messenger RNA. RefSeq lists its product as uncharacterized. Gene Ontology annotation, molecular function: MHC class II protein complex binding. Gene Ontology annotation, cellular component: MHC class II protein complex; membrane. The transcript is spliced from 11 exons. Gene Ontology annotation, biological process: positive regulation of T cell activation; peptide antigen assembly with MHC class II protein complex; immunoglobulin production involved in immunoglobulin-mediated immune response. The record is from RefSeq and is a predicted model, not a curated record. Bases 200 to 1831 code for a protein of 543 amino acids. Lineage: Eukaryota; Metazoa; Chordata; Lepidosauria; Squamata; Lacertidae.
UUCUCUCCUCGCGCAGCCUAAGCAGCCCGUCUGCGCUCCAGAGCCGAAACCGGGCAGCCUCUCCCUGGCAACUGAUGACGAUGAAGCGCAACGAAACCCCAUUGGCUCCUGGGGGAGGCAUCCUCCCUCCCCGAAGCUGCUGCGAGUUGGGGGAACUCAGCUGUGGGGCUCGGAGAUUUGCUGUGGGGCAGCGAGGACGAUGGGUCCCGGGAGGUGCAACUGGGGUCUGGCGGCCCUGGCCUGGCUCUGGGGGGCAGCGGCGGCUGCAGCGACCGAAGUGCGAGAGGAUCCUGCCCACCUCUUUUCUGAGGUCUACCUGUGCCAGCAGGAUUCCCUGCUCCCUGAGAUGGUCCAGACGCUGGACAACGAGGAGCUCUUCUGGUUCAACUCCUCGGAGUCCGCCUGGCACCCCCGCCUCCCCGAUUUCCAGCCGGGGGUGCGGACCCGGACCCCCGAAAGUCACAUCCGGGUGCUGAACCAGCUCUGCAACGACGUGCUGAGCAACUUUUCGUACUAUUUCGCAAUUAUGCCGGAAGCGAAAGGUAUUGCUCAGGUGAAGGUCUUCCUCCUGCAGCCGCUGCAGAUGGGCCAGCCCAACACGCUCGUCUGCUCAGUGACCAACCUCUUCCCUCCGGCGGCCGAGGUCACCUGGACGUACCAAGGUCAGCCCGUGACCCAGGGGGUCUCCACCCCUCCGGCAAUCCCUGUGGAGGACCUGGAGUUUGAGCUCUUCUCCUAUUUGGAGGUGACCCCCCAGGAAGGAGACAUCUACAGCUGCAACGUCAAGAGUCCCCGCGACACCUUCAGCAUCCAGACGUUCUGGGUCCCCCAAAAUCCCGUCCCCUCGGAGCUCCUGGAGAACAUCCUGUGUGGCCUGGCUUUUGGGGUUGGCGUCCUCUUUGCCAUCGCCGGGGUGGUCCUGGUGGCAGUAUCCUGCAAGCGCAACAGCACAGGGGCGCGUCUUGAGGAGGAGCGCGGAGAGAGAUCCGGAGCCUGCAAAGCGGAUCCUUCUUCUUCCUCCUCGCCCAGCGGAGUCAGGAUGCGGCCUCUCGGGGCGGCUUUGGCCGGCCUCUGCCUGGCGCUGAGUUACCUGCCAACAGGGGCUUUCGUCGUCCACCUGCAGGAGGACUGCUUCCUCUCGGACGGGGGUCGCGCCCUCUGGCUCAACUGGACGGUGGCCUUCAACAAGAUCCCCUUCAUCUGCUUCGAGGGAUCCAGCGGGAGCUUCGUGCCCUGCGGCCUGGGCGCCUACAGCCCCUGGGACCAGCUGACUGCCUACUUCGCGGACCACCUGAACGACGUCCUGGGGGCGCAGAUGAAGGGGGAGGCCCAGCGCUGCCAGGGGCAGGUCCACUCGCUGUGGGGACCCUCAGCGCUCAGGAAGACUCCCCCAAAGGUCCGGGUAUUCCCUGUCAUCCCUCAGAACACCCCGGAGUCCAUCAUGUUGGCGUGUGUCGUGUGGGGCUUCUACCCGCAAGACGUGACCGUCACCUGGCUGUGGAACGGGGCCCCCCUGAAGAACGGGACAGGCCCCCCGGCAGUGCCCUCCAGCAACGGGGACUGGACCUACCAAACUCUGCUCACCCUCCCCGUGGACCCCCGGCAGGGAGGCACCUACACCUGCCAGGUGACCCACGUGAGCCUGAAUGAAACCCUGACCAAGGACUGGGCGCCAGGCCUGGCUGUGGACCUCCGGUGGAAAGUGGGGGUCUCGGCAGCCAUGCUGGGGGUCGGCAUCCUUCUCCUUGCCCUGGGCACCGUCCUUUGGAAGAGGAGAUUCCCCGAAGGCUACGCCCCCAUUGAUGGCAGCACCUACCCAAAUGGUCGCUAGCCUGACUCUGAAGACGCCUCUCCCCAAACUCCUUCGGCGGCGAUUUCAUCCUGGAUCUGUUGGGGAGACUGCAAACCAUCAAAAGCGAUGUCACCAACCCUGGCCCUGCUGCUGCUUCAAAGACCCCCCAGAGACCCCCACCCCGAAGCCCCAAGGGGGCCUGUUGAGCCCAGCACCCUCCCCACGCCCUGCCUCCUCCUCUGCUAAUUUCUCUCACCCGUCUAAUUCGCCGCUGUCUCCUUUGCAGCAGCUGAUUAGAACCACAGAACUGUGGGGCUGGGACCCCGGGAGGUUCUCUAGACCAACCCGCUGCAGCGCAUUGUGCAAAGAUGCCCCUCCUCUAUUCCCCUUGGCUGUCAUUGGUUACAAUCAAGCUGAGGCAGGGGGUUGGGCUAGAUGACCGCUGGGGGUCCCAGCUGUACAAUUCUUUGAUUCUGUGGGAGAGGAACUCUUUUUAAUCCACCCGUGGGGCUCCUUUUCUCCAGGUUUUUAAAGAGAGGUGUGCACAUUUGUAUAUAUGCUUUUAUUAAGACUUUUCUUUAAAAUAAAAACUAAGGAGAAAGCUAAGGUCCCGGGUGCGGGUUUGGCGGGUUCACCUUCCUACAAAAGAGGACUUUGCAUUCAAACCAUUUCUUUUGUUAAGCUGCGCUUCCUGCAUUGCAGAGGGUUCGUCUAGAUGGCCCCUGGGGGUGCCUUCCAACUCUACCCUCGCAAAGCAAGCC